AUGGCGGCUAUCAGCAACUGGCUGUGGGGCACGUCCCAGCUUGACGAAGCUGUAGUGUGUUGCGAGGGAGCGCGCAAGGCAAGGCGAGGCGAGGCAGAGCUGACGUGGUGCAUAGACAAGGCGACGUCGGAGCUGAUCCCGAGCGGCACGGAGGACGUCGCGCUCAACCUCGAGAUAUGCGACCAGAUCCGGUCCAAGUCCGUCUCCGCGCGGGACGCCAUGCGCGCGCUCAAGCGCAGGCUCAACCACAAGAACCCCAACGUGCAGCUUCUCGCGCUCGGGCUGACGGAUACGUGCGUGAAGAACGGCGGGGACCUGUUCCUCGUCGAGGUCGCGUCGCGCGAGUUCAUGGAUAAUCUCGUUUCGAUACUGAAGAUGCCCGCGCUCAAUCACCAAGUCAAGGGCGACAUUCUCAGAUGCGUACAGAAUUGGUCGCUCGCGCUUGAGGGCAAGCCGAGCCUCAGCUACGUCGGGCAGGUGUACAAGAACCUCAAGGCUGACGGCUUCGACUUCCCGCCGAAAGACCUCGCGCUCGCCAACGCGGCGAUGGUUGACACCGCGGUGGCGCCCGAGUGGAUCGACUCGGACGUGUGCCUGCGCUGCCGCGAGCCGUUCACAUUUACGAACCGGAAGCACCACUGCCGCAACUGCGGACAGGUGUUCGACCAGCAGUGCUCGGCCAAGAGCGUGCCGCUCCCGCACUUUGGCAUCCAGCAGCCCGUGCGCGUGUGUGAUGGGUGCCAUGCGAAGCUGCACCAGAAGGCGGAGAAGAGUGAUCGGGUACAUCGACAUACAGCGAGCAUGUACAGUUCGCGGCACCGCAACGCGCGGGAUCUCCAGGACGCGGACCUGCAGCGCGCGAUCCAGCUCUCGCUCGCCGAGGUCGGCGCAGCAGGCUCGAGGCGCCCGGGCUACGUUCCCGCGCAGCCGUCCCCGUCCGCAGCCGCAUGGUCCGAGCCACCGCUCGUCGACCGGAGCACGCACCCCAGCCACGCCCCGGAGGAAGAGGACGACCCGGAUCUGAAAGCUGCGAUUGAAGCGAGCCUGCGCGAGGCGAGCGCGCCGCGGCCGAGUGCGCCUGUGGAAGUAUCCGUGCCCGACAGUGCGUCGCUGUACUCGCAGAGCAACGGCAAUGGGUUGUCGCAGAGCUAUCCGCCGACGGUGACGCCUACGCCGGCGGUGCCCACGGCGCCGAGGAUACCGAGCUACGAUCUGGAGCCGCUGGAGGCGGAUGUGAUUAUGACGUUUAGCCAGACGGUGGAGCAUGUGCAGGCGCAGGGCGGGGAUAUGUCGCGGUAUCCGGCGGUGAAUGAGUUGUAUGAUAAGGCGAAUGCGCUGAGGCCGAAGAUGGGGAUGAGCUUGGAUGAUACGGGGAGGAAGGAGCAGAUGCUGUCGGAGAUGCACGACAAGCUGUCGCAGGCGGUGAAGCUGUACGACAAGUUGCUCACGGACCGGAUUAAUAACCCAGCGUGGAGAAGUCAACCUGCGUCGGCGCACCCGGGCGCGCCGGCUGGCGCGUACGGCCAGCCUUGGUCGCCUGUUCAGCAGCAGCAGGGCGUGUACGCCCCUCCCCAUUCCGACUCGGCUGGCUACGCCUCCGUGUACGCACCCAGCUAUGCGCCUGCACCACCCCAGUCGUACCCGUCGCAACCACAAUAUGCGCCCUCUCCCAGCGCCAGCGCGCCGCACGAGGCGAUUCAGCCGACACAGACGGGCCAGUCGCAGGCGUGGAACUAUUCGCAGCAGCAGUACGCGCAGCCGCAGGCACCACCGAUGUCCCCGCCGCCUGUUCAGGCGCCGCAGCCCGCGCCUGCGCCACCAGUGGGCCCGGGCGGUGGCUACCAGUCGUUCGCGGCUGCGAUGUCUCCGCCGUCGGCGCCGACGCCUGCCAUCGGGUCGCCCUACACAUCGUCUCAGCCGCUUUCGGCUCCUGCACCGCCACCGCCUGCUUCGUCGCUGUCGAGGCAUCACACUGUCGCUGCGGGCUCGGGGUCGGGGCACGCGUCGUUCUCGCCACCGUCCGCGCCGGCGCAGGGAGCAGGGUUGGGUCGGGCGUCGACUGUUUCGUAUGGGCAGCCGUAUGGGCAGCCGUAUCAGCAGCAGCAGCAGCAGCAGCAGCAGCAUCAACAACAACAUCAACAUAUAGGUGCGGCGCCGGCGCCGCCGAGUGCGCCACCUGGGCCUGCGCAGCAGAUGCCGCAGUUUCCUGCUGUGCCGACGGGGGCGCCGCAGGGGUACUAUGGGCCGGCGGUGCCACAGAUGGCGCCGCAGCAGGAGCGGAGGGAGGAGAUGUUGAUUGAGCUGUGA
Coniophora puteana RWD-64-598 SS2 is the source of this 2307-nucleotide messenger RNA. RefSeq names its product ubiquitin binding protein. Lineage: Eukaryota; Fungi; Basidiomycota; Agaricomycetes; Boletales; Coniophoraceae. The record is from RefSeq and is a predicted model, not a curated record. The transcript is spliced from 6 exons. Gene Ontology annotation, molecular function: metal ion binding; ubiquitin binding; phosphatidylinositol binding. Bases 1 to 2307 code for a protein of 768 amino acids.